AUGGCGGCCGAGUUGGACUACGAGUCUGUUCUGUGUGUGAAGCCCUAUGUCAGCAUCUACCCGAUUCUGCUCCAGGCCUCCAACCGCGGUUACAGGGCAUCUGACUGGAAAUUAGAUCAAUCUGAUUGGACUGGUCGCCUCCGAAUCACUUCAAAAGGGAAGAUUGUUUAUAUCAAACUCGAGGAUAAAGUUUCAGGGGAGCUCUUUCCUCAGGCACCAGUAGAACAAUAUCCUGGUAUUGUUGUGGAGACAGUGACAGAUUCCAGCUGCUACUUUGUAAUCCGGAUCCAGGAUGGUACUGGGCAUAGUGCUUUCAUUGGCAUUGGCUUCUCAGAUUGGGAUGAUGACUUCGACUUUAAUGUCUCUUUGCAAGAUCACUUCAAGUGGGUAAAGCAGGAAUCUGAGAUUUCCAAAGAAUCUCAGGAAAUGGAUAAUCGUCCCAAGUUGGAUCUGGGCUUCAAGGAAGGGCAGACCAUCAAGUUGAGAGGGCUUCUAAACCAUCAAGUUGAGAGGGCUUCUAAGUCCAAGACUACAGGAGCUGGGGGCCUAAGCUUAUUCCCACCCCCACCUGGAGGCAGAGUCACAAUUCCUCCACCAUCCUCCUCAGUUGCCAUCAGCAAUCAUGUCAAUCCACCGCCCAUACCAAAAUCCAAUCAUGGAGGUAGUGAUGCAGAUAUCCUUUUAUAUUUGGAUUCCCCUGCUCCUGUAACGACACCAGCACCAGCUCCAGUUUGCAAUGACUUGUGGGGAGAAUUUAGCACUGCAUCCAGCUCUGCUCCAAACCAGGCACCACAGCCAUCCAACUGGGUCUAG
Molecule: messenger RNA, 813 nt
Organism: Physeter macrocephalus (sperm whale)
Lineage: Eukaryota; Metazoa; Chordata; Mammalia; Artiodactyla; Physeteridae
Product: adaptin ear-binding coat-associated protein 1-like
Biological process (GO): endocytosis
Cellular component (GO): membrane; clathrin vesicle coat
Source: RefSeq, a predicted model, not a curated record